Messenger RNA from Anopheles coluzzii, 3279 nucleotides. RefSeq names its product actin-related protein 8 (gene Arp8). NCBI's taxonomy places the organism in Eukaryota, Metazoa, Arthropoda, Insecta, Diptera, Culicidae. Gene Ontology annotation, biological process: double-strand break repair; regulation of DNA-templated transcription. Gene Ontology annotation, cellular component: Ino80 complex. The record is from RefSeq and is a predicted model, not a curated record. The coding region runs from base 1465 to 3159 and encodes 564 amino acids. The transcript has 4 exons.
UCAUUCGUAAAGCUUUGUAAUUCAUAGUUUUAUACAUUUUAAUACAUUGUUCAUAACAGAAGAUCAAGUAGAGAAGCUUUUUAAAAAACGGUCAGAAACUCGCCGCAAUGUCCAUAUGAAAAAAAAACCCGGAGCAUGACUGGAUUGCUCAAAAGAUACCGUUUUUUAUAAUUUUUUUAACAUUCCAUUUAACAGAUGGAUUCCUUUUAGUUCGAGAGCUUGAGUCAUUUAGUGGAUUGAAGGCAAUUGGGAACUAUCCUUUCAAAUUCGGUUUAAAGCUUUUGUUCGUUGGGAAUUUCACAACCUACGUGACAGCUCGUUUAUCACAGUCAAGGUGGAUUUAAAAAUAUCAGGUGGUGGACUCUAGCAAAGUGUAUGAAUAUCAGGUGGUCUCGUCCCAUACAAAUUGACAACUAAUUUCGAAAUCAAAAAAAUCUCCUUUUGACAGAAUGGGUGAAGUGAAUUUCCAUAGGAACCGUUCGCUUUGUUCUUAGCAACACAUACGUAGUACACAUUGGUGUCCUCAUCGACGGCAUUAUUUUGAUCCAAAAAUGGAUAUUAAUUAGUUCAGAUUGGUUUAGCUUACAGUAACAUAUAUUUUGAGUGCUUUUUAAGGUAUUUCAGUGCAAAUUACGAAGAUUCUAAGAUUGUUUGUGUGUAAGGCAAGUCGUCAGAAAGCUUGUUUGGGGAAAUGUUUUCACCCAUGCUGUCAAAAAGUGACGUUCAACUUUUGCUAUGAAAAACAGGCUAUGAGACCACCUGAUAUUCAUACACUUUGGACUCUAGUGCAUUUUGACAAUUCGUCACUUGACGUAAGGUCCCCAGGAUUCAAACUUUGUUUACAUUAAUUAAAUUUGUUCAUAUAAUUUAUCUACCCCAUUUUUUCGAAUAAAUAUUCUUUAAAAAUAUAUUUUGGACUUUGUGAGUUCUUAUUUAACAUUGAAACAUACAUUAAAGUGUGUUAUUUUGUGUUAUUCUGUGAAUUUAUUCUAGAAUUCUUUGUGUUUUCGACAUUUUUGAUGAUAAAAAUUAAGAAAUCAUUAUUUUUGUUCAAUUUUUACAUUAAUUCCUCAUUAUCUACGAGCCGCAUGGACAAUUUACUUGAGAUUAAAACUCAUGCUAGCAUGAUUUUAAAUUUCGUGCAUAAACAAAUCAUCAAAUCUUUUGUUAAUAUAUUACGUUUUUUCGAUAAAAUCAAUAGACACACUAAAAUGCACAUAAUAACAAAGAAAUCUGUUAUAUUUGCUAAGCUUUGUGUGCGGAAACCAAUGGUCAACGGUUCUAAAAUGACGUAAAGUCCCUCAACUAUGGCGACCCCCCAAAGGCCCUAAUCCACCACCUGAUAUUUUUAAUCCACCUUGAUCACAGUAGAGCUCGCCUAGCCACAAUCAGCGUUGUGUUUGUUUACAAAUUUAGCCGGUCAGUGUCUAUGUCGAAGCCCACUAGCCAGUGAAACAGGAAACCAUGUCCACCGUAAAAGAUCAAUCAGAACACCAAAACCAUGCCCAAAACAUAAUUGUAAUCCAUCCCGGCUCGCACUACCUGCGUAUCGGGCGUGCAUCGGACGUGAAUCCGGUGAGAAUUCUGCACGCGAUCGCACGACGCCGCAAACCGGGUGGAGAAACGCACCGGGAUGGUGUGCUGCCGCCGGUGGUGGAGAAAACGAAAGAACUGCUGCAGGAGCUGGAAGAUGGCCGGUUACAGAUAACGCACACCCUGCAGUCCUGCGUGCAAUCGAACGGACAGCGUCGGUAUGCUACACCGCCCCAGCAGAUUGCCGCCUUUAAUCGACGCUCCCAGCCGGAAGUGUUACCGGACGGUCAAACGGACUGGUGCGAUAAGGACGGACGGGAUGUGGUGAUAGGGGAGGACGUACUGCAGCUCAAUCCCAACGGAGAGUAUAAUGUGCACUUCCCGAUUCGACGCGGUGAGCUGAAUCUGCACGCCGGUGUCGGUGGAUCACUGUUUGCGGUCAUGUCGGAUCUGCAGAGUAUAUGGGAGCACGUGCUGCAUACGCGUCUCGAGAUCAAGCCGAGCGAUAUGAAACACUACCGGGCGGUGCUGGUAAUUCCGGACAUUUACAACCGUGCUCACCUGAGAGAGUACGUGACGCUGCUGUUGAAUCAGAUCGGGUUCGGGUGCUGCUUCUUGGUGCAGGAUCACGUAGCGGCCACAUUCGGUGCGGGGCUCGGGUACGCGUGCGUUGUCGAUGUUGGGGACGGGAAGACUUCCGUGUCGUGCGUGGAGGAUGGCAUUUCACAUCCCAACACUCGCGUCCGGUUCGACUAUGGUGGAGCGGACGUAACGCAAGUGUUUUACUGGUUGCUGCAAAAGUGUGCGUUCCCUUAUCGGGAGUGCAACGAGCAAAUGCCACUGGAUGGUGUGUUGUUGCGUCGCCUGAAAGAAGACUUUGGGCAUGUCAAUCUGGAUGUGUGCGGUUCGGUGGAGAAAUCGUUCACGGUUCAGCAUCCAACAACGCCGAAGCGUCACUACACGCUGCAAGUAGGCGACGAGGCGAUGGUUGCUCCGUUAAGCAUUUUUUACACCGAGCUGCUCGCAAUAACGGGCGCAAAUCGGACCGCGCCGAAGACACAGAACAGAUGCUCAUCGCAACCCCAUCCGGAAGAUUGUUUCGAUGCGGAAUAUAUCAGGGAAACGGGGCGUCGCAAUAAAGACAAUCUGGAACAAUCGGCGAUCGAUAGUGGAGCGCUGGCAAACACGGACGCGCCCGAUGAGGAUCUCGUGGUGGAUGGGUUGGAGCAGGAGCGCGAAGCAAAAUCCAAUGAUCGAGAUUAUCUGCUCCCCGGUGGACAGCUGGUCGGACUAGAUCAAGCGGUUAUCCAAAGUAUCGAGCGAUGCCCAACCGACGAACUGAAGCGUAAAAUGUACAGUUGCAUUCUAAUCGUUGGCGGAGGAAUUAAAUUCGCUGGCAUCGCCAGCUGGCUGCAGAGUCAGCUGGCACGUAAAAUUCCCGCCGCCUAUCGGUCGGAGCAGAGCAUUGUGUCGAGCCCGAAGGAUAUGGAUCCGGAGAUUACGAGCUGGAAGGGUGCUGCGGUAAUGUCCUGUUUGGAAAGUGUCGUCGAGCUGUGGCUAACGGAACCCGAAUGGACGCGGUACGGUUUGCGUAUUUUGCGCGAGAAAGCCGUUUUCAUGUGGUAGGGGUGGUUGGAGAAGGUGCUUUUAUACAGUGAGAUACUACAACAAAACAAGAUUUGUAAUUGUAAAUUUUUAGUAAUAGAAAUUCAAUAAUAUGGCCUUUCGAUAAAUCUCAAUGGAUAA